Clarias gariepinus (North African catfish) is the source of this 2014-nucleotide messenger RNA. It is a transcript of the gene hdhd5, whose product is annotated as haloacid dehalogenase like hydrolase domain containing 5. The coding region runs from base 183 to 1508 and encodes 441 amino acids. Gene Ontology annotation, cellular component: mitochondrion. The transcript is spliced from 9 exons. Gene Ontology annotation, biological process: glycerophospholipid biosynthetic process. The record is from RefSeq and is a predicted model, not a curated record. Lineage: Eukaryota; Metazoa; Chordata; Actinopteri; Siluriformes; Clariidae.
UUUUCUGUAAAUAAAUAGUUAAAGCUGUUAGUUUCUGCAUCUUGAAACGAUGGUCAGGUUGUAGUAGGUAGUUAGCCGGAUAAAGUGUUCAACUAGUUUAGCCAACUGUUUAGUAACUGAAACUACUACCUAUGUGUCAGAUACUGAAUCAGGUACCUGUUUAGUUACUGCACAACAAAGAAAUGGCGGAAUCUAUCUGGAGACUGAAGAUGCUUAAAUUCGGGUGGCAGGCUCUGAGAUCCAGCAGAGCAGCCACUCACACACGCCGCUACAGCAGUGUAAGUUCAUGUGGACACAAAUCCUUUGGUUUGCUUUUUGACAUUGAUGGGGUCCUGGUCCGUGGAAGAACCCCUAUUCCAGCAGCCAAGAAAUGCUUUAGAAAUCUGGUGGAUGGAAAUGGAAACUAUAAAGUCCCGGUGGUGUUUGUUACCAAUGCAGGGAACUCAGUCCGGCAAACCAAAGCAGAGCAGCUAUCUCAUCUUCUAGAAGUAGAGGUGUCACCAGAUCAGGUCAUGUUGUCCCACAGUCCCUUACGAGUCUUUAGUCAGUUCCAUGAGAAGCGAGUGCUUGUGUCCGGACAGGGGCCGGUUGUGGAAGUUGCACACAAUUUGGGCUUUCAGAAUGUUGUCACUAUUGAUAUGCUACGAGAGGCAUACCCUCUACUGGAUGUGGUGGAUCACAAUCGCAGACCCAAAGAUGUGGUUCCUCCAUCUAAAGACCUUCAACCAAUUGAAGCUGUCGUUCUGUUUGGGGAGCCAGUCAGGUGGGAGACUAAUCUUCAGCUGAUUACGGAUGUUCUCUUGACCAAUGGGAAGCCAGGAAAUCCGGUGACAUCACUGCAUUACCCACAUAUUCCAGUUAUGGCGUGCAACAUGGACCUGUUGUGGAUGGCAGAGGCAAAGAAUCCACGAUUCGGUCAUGGAAUGUUUCUGGUGUGUUUGGAGAGCAUCUAUAAGAAGAUCACAGGUUGUGACCUGCAGUAUGAGGCCCUGAUUGGGAAGCCCAGUGUGGUGACCUACAACUACGCAGAGUUACUGAUCAGACAGCAUGCAGAAAACCUGGGCUGGACAGAACCUGUCCAAAGACUUUAUGCCAUUGGGGAUAACCCUAUGGCAGACAUCUAUGGUGCAAACCUCUACAAUCGCUACUUGCAGUCAAUGCACCAUGCCAGAACUCAGGUACAGGCACAAGGUGGAUCAGUCAGCCACGUAGCAGGUGAUUUCCACUAUGAAACAGUUGAUGAUGCAAAAAAUUCAGGCAAGGUGAUGGUCGGAGGCUCGUAUGAGCACCGUCUACCUGAGAGCUGCAGCUCCAUCCUGGUGUGCACAGGCGUCUAUAACCGAGAGCAGGAGCUCUCACCUGAGCAAACAGUCACAGAGCAGCGCAUCUUCCAUGGUCACCGGGAUUUCCGCUUCGAUCCGGUCCUGACCCAGCCUUCUUUUGUAGUUCAGGAUGUGCUCGAGGCAGUGGAGCUUGUCUUCCAGCUAGAGGGAUCAAGUCUGGAAUAAACCAGAAGCUUCUCAGGCUCCCAACAAAUACAUUCAGACAACUAAACAACAAAGCUGAAGAUCUCAUACACUGGGUACAUGGCACAUAAAGAAUUGCAGUGCUCCUCCAGAUGAAGUACAGUAUACUGUACUUUAAUGUAUCUUACAUUGACUGCCUGACAUUGUAGCUACAAGAUUAAAUAAUAAUGUGCUAAUUUUUCAGGAUUUGUAGCAAUUACAUAAAAAAUUGAACUUUUUAUUAAUAAUAUAUUAAUUAAGCCAUAUUUUAGUUGAAGCAGUUGUUCUUAUAGUGUGUUUUAAAUUAAGUGCCAUGUUUACUAUACUAUUUUAAGUAAAGGCAUUUUUACCAUAUAGCAUUGUAACAUUUCCCCUAUGAAUCAUUGUUUUAUUUUUGGAUGUGAAAUCUCAGUUAUUUUUUGGUUUAAAAAAUGCCCUUUUUUCAUGUGUUGUUUAAAAAUCUACAAGCUGUCUGGGUUUUAUGCAAAUAAAUAUAAUAAUGCACUUAA